AUGGUCGUGCUGGGUCAUGGCCCAGCCCUGACGUUUGUAGACCCUAACACGGCGAAACGGAUAUAUUUGUAUUCUGAAUGCAUUUGGCUUCUAAGAACUCGCCGCCCCGCAGACUUGUGCUUUAGUUGGGGUAUUGUUGUGUUUGUAUUAACGAGGAGAAGGUGGGAAACUUGCUCGGUAAUGAGUGCUGGUUUUUGUCACCUGCGUGCCAGGGUACUGGAUAGAUCAGCAGCAGCCAGAUCAGUCAAAGUAGAUCAGCCAAAGCCAUCAGGUACAUCCACACCAACUCCAACGCCAUCCGACAUGCCGAGUGCGGCGGUCUUGCUCAAUGUCACAGUGCUUGUUGAACGCCAAAUUUUAGCAAUUAUGACAGAAUAG
Lindgomyces ingoldianus is the source of this 378-nucleotide messenger RNA. RefSeq lists its product as uncharacterized. The transcript has 3 exons. NCBI's taxonomy places the organism in Eukaryota, Fungi, Ascomycota, Dothideomycetes, Pleosporales, Lindgomycetaceae. Bases 1 to 378 code for a protein of 125 amino acids. The record is from RefSeq and is a predicted model, not a curated record.